AUGCAACACAUCAUCGAUAACCACCCGGACAUGGCUACUGCUCUGCUGGCGGGCGAGAAGCUGAAGGAGCUGAUCCUGCCCGGGCAGCAGGACGACAAGACCGGUUCGCUGGCGGCGCUGCUGCUGCAGCUCAAGCUAGAGCUGCCCUUCGACCGCGUGGUCACCAUCGGCACCGUCCUCAUCCCCAUUCUGCUCGUCACCCUGGUCUUCACCAAGAACUUCGCCGAGGAGCCAAUAUACUGUUACACACCCCACAACUUCACCCGUGACCAAGCCUUGUAUGCCAGAGGAUAUUGUUGGACAGAACUAAUAGAUGCCUUGCCAGGAGUUGAUGCCAGCCAUUGGCCCUCCUUGUUUGAGCAUAAGUUCCUUCCUUAUGCACUGCUGGCUUUUGCUGGCAUAAUGUACAUUCCAGCUCUUGGCUGGGAGUUUCUGGCCUCCACCAGACUGACUUCUGAGCUUAAUUUUUUGCUUCAGGAGAUUGAUAACUGCUACCACCGUGCAGCAGAAGGGCGUGCACCGAAAAUAGAGAAACAAAUACAAUCCAAAGGCCCUGGGAUCACAGAGAGGGAGAAAAGAGAAAUAAUUGAGAAUGCAGAAAAGGAAAAAAGCCCUGAGCAGAAUUUGUUUGAAAAAUACCUGGAAAGAAGAGGGCGAAGUAACUUUUUAGCUAAACUUUACCUUGCGAGACAUUUAUUUAUCAUAUUUUUAAGCAUUAUACCAAUUACAUACUUAUCCACCUACUAUGCUACGCAGAAGCAAAAUGAGUUUACGUGUGCACUAGGAGAGCCUCCUGACAAAACGAGCAGCUCCAAAUUGCACAUCAGGGUGAACUGCAAGCUGCCAGCUGUCCAGCUGCAACGGAUAAUUGCUGGAGUGGACAUUGUCCUCCUCUGCUUUAUGAACUUGAUCAUUCUCAUCAACUUAGUUCACCUUUUCAUAUUCCGCAAGUCUAACUUCAUAUUUGAUAAACUGAACAAGGUUGGAAUAAAGACCAAGAAACAGUGGCAAAAGUCUCAGUUUUGUGACAUCAAUAUUCUAGCUAUGUUUUGCAAUGAAAAUCGGGACCAUAUAAAAUCCCUGAACCGCUUGGAUUUUAUAACAAAUGAAAGUGAUCUGAUGUAUGAUAAUGUGGUGCGCCAAUUGCUGGCAGCGCUGGCCCAGUCUAAUCAUGAUGUCACACCAACCAUGCGCGAUUCAGGGAUUCAGACUAUAGACCCCAGUGUCGAUCCAGCAGACAUUGAUGCCAAUGAACAGCUCGUCAUUAAGAGACCUAGGAAGAAAAUGAAAUGGAUCCCAAGUAGCAAUCCACUUCCUCAGCCAUUCAAAGAGCAGUUAGCUAUUAUGAAGGUUGAAAACCACAAACCUGAAAAGCUGAAGCCAGUGCGCAGGAAAACAGCAACUGAUAGCCUUAUUGCUCCUCUGAUAGAGUCCACGUCAAAAACCUCACAGCAAUCAUCAUCUCAUAAAACUGAGUCAAACACCAUCUCCAGCACAGGCAAUGAGAAAAAACAUACACGGCACUUUUCCCUGGAUGUUCACCCAUAUAUACUUAGUAGUAAAAAACCCAAGCCAGAGAUUCAAGCCAUUGCCUCAAUGCCUACAUCCAAAAGCCAAGAGGGUGGAUUUUUAAACCAAGAGGAAAAUGUCGUAGUUCAUGUCACCUCUUCUCUCAAAGUCAUCCCACAUCAUGAGAAAGAGAUUCUAUACUCCUCUGAGACAUGCAGAACUGUCCCUGCUGCUGGGGCUUACCUCUCCUGCAAUCACAAUCAUAUAGCAACAACUGCUGCUGCAACAAAUAUAACCCUGAGCCAUGUCAAACCAGAACCAACAGCUGCACUGAAUCGUAAUCCUACUCACCCUCUGCUGAACGUCAAUACACUGUAUGAAGAUCACGAGGAAGAGGUUUCCAACCUUACAGACAACAGUAUUCAUUCACCAACCGAUGCAGGGGAAAUACUCUCCAUACCUACCCCAAAGCACAUAAUGAUGGCAACAUUUGAAGAACCAAGGGCAAUAGUGAGUUCUGUGGAGUACUAA
Emys orbicularis (European pond turtle) is the source of this 2040-nucleotide messenger RNA. It is a transcript of the gene PANX2, whose product is annotated as pannexin 2. Gene Ontology annotation, molecular function: wide pore channel activity. The transcript is spliced from 3 exons. Lineage: Eukaryota; Metazoa; Chordata; Testudines; Emydidae. Gene Ontology annotation, biological process: cell-cell signaling; monoatomic cation transport; positive regulation of interleukin-1 production. The record is from RefSeq and is a predicted model, not a curated record. Bases 1 to 2040 code for a protein of 679 amino acids. Gene Ontology annotation, cellular component: plasma membrane.